CGUCUUGUCUCUCUCAUAUUUUUGUUUGUUUGCUCCUAACGUUUCUCUUUCUUCGAACAAUCUCCAGAAAACCAAACUAUCCCGUCCGGAGAGAAGUGAAUUUGAGUUUUCUCUACUCGUGUCACGCGAUGUCGGACUCUGGUGGUGGUGGUUCUCACAAGUCCUCCGCAACAAAAUCUUCCAUUUUCGGACUAAACCUCUACUUAGUCAUCGCGAUUUGUUCUGUUUUCAUACUCUUGAUCUCACUCUUGAUCUUCCUAUUCGUCUGCUUGAAUCGCGUUUCACGCGCUCGUAAAAUGCGCGUGAAACACAGCUCCGGCUCGAUCCCUCUCGUCUCUAAAGAAAUCUCGGAGAUCAAGACUGUCGGAAAAUUUAUUAACUCCGAUGAUUCCAAGGGUAAAAUGGGAAACGAAGUUGUUGUUGUUGUCUCCGCCUCAAGCAAAGAAGCGACGAGUGGGUUUGAUACUUUGUCGGUGGCUUCUAGCGGUGACGUUGGCUCUGAGGUAAUGGGAUGGGGAAGAUGGUACAGCUUAAAAGAUCUGGAGAUUGCGACACGUGGCUUCUCCGAUGAGAACAUGAUCGGUGAAGGAGGAUACGGUGUCGUUUAUAGAGCUGAUUUCUCCGACGGUUCUGUCGCCGCCGUCAAGAAUCUCCUUAACAACAAGGGUCAGGCAGAGAAAGAGUUCAAAGUUGAAGUAGAAGCAAUUGGGAAAGUAAGACAUAAGAACUUGGUUGGUCUGAUGGGAUAUUGUGCUGACAGUGCUCAAAGGAUGCUUGUGUAUGAAUAUAUUGAUAAUGGAAACUUGGAGCAGUGGUUACACGGUGAUGUAGGUCCGGUGAGUCCUCUUACGUGGGAUAUCCGCAUGAAGAUUGCCAUUGGAACAGCGAAAGGAUUAGCCUAUUUACACGAAGGGCUUGAACCUAAGGUUGUGCACCGUGAUGUGAAGUCUAGUAACAUCUUGCUCGAUAAGAAAUGGAACGCGAAAGUGUCUGAUUUCGGUUUGGCCAAGUUAUUAGGAUCUGAGACAAGCUAUGUGACAACUCGUGUGAUGGGAACUUUUGGAUAUGUUUCACCGGAAUAUGCAAGUACGGGUAUGCUCAAUGAGUGUAGUGAUGUCUACAGUUUCGGUGUUCUGCUCAUGGAGAUCAUUACAGGAAGGAGCCCUGUCGAUUAUUCAAGACCGCCUGGCGAGAUGAACUUAGUGGAUUGGUUCAAAGGAAUGGUUGCUAGUAGACGUGGAGAAGAAGUUAUAGACCCUAAAAUAAAGAUGUCACCUCCUCCAAGAGCUUUGAAAAGAGCUUUGCUUGUUUGUUUGCGUUGCAUAGACCUUGACGCUAGUAAACGACCAAAGAUGGGACAAAUCAUUCACAUGCUUGAGGCUGAAGAUUUUCCAUUCCGUCCUGAACACAGAUCAAACCAGGAAAGAUUGAAGUGAGAAAGCUUCUAAGGCAAACAAGAAUGUCUUGGGGAAGACCACACUUGAGAGUUGAUGCUAUUCGUUACACAGCCAUAUAUUGAUAGAUGUUGUUUUUCAUGUUUGUUCUUAUAUUGAGGAAUUGUGAUGCAAAAGAUAAAAUUGGAAAAGUGAGAUUAGAUAUUAUGAGGAUGGAAUUCAGAUUUAAGGCUUGUAAUUUGUAAAUAUCAUAUAUAUUGUAUAAUAAAACAGUGAACUCAAAGAAAGUUACAUUUCUUCUC
Messenger RNA from Arabidopsis lyrata subsp. lyrata, 1696 nucleotides. RefSeq names its product probable receptor-like serine/threonine-protein kinase At4g34500. Gene Ontology annotation, biological process: protein phosphorylation. NCBI's taxonomy places the organism in Eukaryota, Viridiplantae, Streptophyta, Magnoliopsida, Brassicales, Brassicaceae. Gene Ontology annotation, molecular function: protein kinase activity; ATP binding. The transcript is spliced from 7 exons. The record is from RefSeq and is a predicted model, not a curated record. The coding region runs from base 129 to 1436 and encodes 435 amino acids.